AUGAGUCUGGUCCGUGUGGCCGGCAAUAAGUCGGACCUGUUCCCGGUUAACUUCACCGUGGACCAGAUCCGAGCCAUCAUGGACAAGAAGUCCAACAUCAGGAACAUGUCCGUGAUCGCCCAUGUGGAUCACGGCAAGUCCACGCUGACGGACUCUUUGGUGUCCAAGGCGGGCAUCAUCGCCUCAUCCCGUGCUGGAGAGACUCGUUUCACCGACACGCGCAAAGAUGAGCAAGAGCGGUGCAUCACUAUUAAAUCAACGGCCAUCUCCAUGUACUACGAGCUCGGCGAAAAAGACUUGGCCUUCAUCAAGCAGUGCAAGGACGGAAACGGCUUCCUCAUUAACCUCAUCGAUUCUCCGGGUCAUGUUGACUUCUCGUCUGAGGUUACGGCAGCCCUCAGGGUGACCGACGGAGCCUUGGUGGUGGUGGACUGUGUCUCUGGGGUGUGCGUGCAGACUGAGACUGUACUGCGACAGGCCAUUGCCGAACGCAUCAAACCAGUUUUAAUGAUGAACAAAAUGGACCGAGCUUUGCUGGAACUUCAGCUGGAGACAGAUGAGCUCUUUAGCACCUUCCAGCGUAUCGUGGAAAACGUCAAUGUCAUUAUUUCCACCUACGGAGAGGACGAAGGGGGACCCAUGGGCAACAUCUUGAUUGACCCGGUCAUAGGUACAGUUGGCUUCGGUUCUGGCCUGCACGGGUGGGCUUUCACAUUGAAGCAGUUUGCUGAGAUGUAUGUGGCCAAGUUCGCUGCUAAAGGAGAAGCUCAGAUGAGUCCAGCAGAAAGGUGUAAGAAAGUAGAAGACAUGAUGAAGAAAUUGUGGGGAGACAGAUAUGUUGAUCCAAGUACUGGCAAAUUCACCAAAACAGCCUCGGGUCCCGAUGGACAGAAGUACCCUCGCUCUUUUUGCCAGUUUAUUUUGGACCCUAUCUUUAAGGUGUUUGACGCCAUCAUGAAUUUUAAGAAGGACGAGACGGCCAAACUCAUAGAAAAGUUGGAUAUCAAGCUGGAUGCAGAGGAUAAGGAGAAAGAGGGGAAGCCCCUGCUAAAGGCCGUGAUGCGUCGCUGGCUUCCGGCUGGAGAGGCCCUGCUUCAGAUGAUCACCAUCCACCUUCCCUCGCCCGUCACCGCUCAGAAAUACCGAUGCGAGCUGCUCUACGAAGGCCCGGGAGAUGAUGAAGCUGCCAUGGGUGUUAAGAACUGCGAUCCCAAAGGUCCUUUAAUGAUGUACAUCUCCAAGAUGGUCCCUACUAGUGACAAGGGUCGCUUUUAUGCAUUUGGCCGUGUUUUUUCUGGCUGUGUGUCCACCGGCCAGAAGGUGCGCAUCAUGGGGCCCAACUUCACACCUGGCAAGAAAGAAGAUCUCUACAUCAAACCCAUCCAAAGGACUAUCUUGAUGAUGGGCAGAUAUGUGGAACCUAUUGAAGAUGUUCCAUGUGGCAACAUUGUUGGGCUUGUUGGAGUUGACCAGUUCCUGGUGAAGACAGGGACCAUCACCACCUUUGAACAAGCCCACAACAUGAGGGUCAUGAAGUUCAGCGUAAGUCCUGUUGUCAGAGUCGCUGUGGAGGCCAAGAACCCGGCCGACUUGCCCAAACUGGUGGAGGGCCUGAAGCGCCUGGCCAAGUCGGACCCUAUGGUGCAGUGCAUCAUCGAAGAGUCUGGGGAGCACAUCAUCGCAGGAGCAGGCGAGUUGCACUUGGAGAUCUGCCUGAAGGACUUGGAGGAGGACCAUGCUUGCAUUCCACUGAAGAAAUCCGACCCAGUGGUGUCUUACAGAGAGACAGUGACAGAAGAAUCUGACCAAUUGUGUCUCUCCAAGUCUCCCAACAAGCAUAAUCGUCUAUUCAUGAAGUCGCGUCCUUUCCCGGAAGGCCUGGCCGAAGACAUCGAGAAGGGCGAAGUCACAGCCCGUCAGGAGCUUAAGGCUCGCGCACGUUACCUGGCGGACAAGUAUGAGUGGGAGGUAACCGAAGCCAGGAAGAUCUGGUGCUUCGGUCCCGAUGGAAGCGGGCCCAACUUGCUCAUCGAUGUGACCAAGGGGGUCCAGUACCUCAACGAGAUCAAGGACAGCGUGGUGGCUGGUUUCCAGUGGGCGACGAAAGAGGGUGCACUAUGUGAGGAGAACAUGCGCGCCGUCCGUUUCGACAUUCACGACGUGACGCUACACGCCGAUGCCAUCCACCGCGGCGGAGGGCAGAUCAUUCCCACUGCUCGCAGGGUUCUGUACGCCUGCCAGCUCACGGCCCAGCCACGUCUCAUGGAGCCGGUUUACCUGGUGGAGAUUCAGUGUCCCGAAGCUGUGGUGGGCGGAAUCUAUGGCGUUCUAAACAGGAAACGAGGUCAUGUGUUUGAGGAGUCACAAGUGAUGGGAACCCCUAUGUUUGUGGUGAAAGCCUACCUGCCUGUCAACGAAUCAUUCGGAUUCACCGCUGACCUUCGCAGCAACACUGGCGGCCAAGCCUUUCCGCAGUGUGUGUUUGACCACUGGCAAAUUCUCCAAGGUGACCCCAAAGACCCCACAACCAAGCCCUCCCAAGUUGUUGCUGAAAUUAGGAAGCGCAAAGGUCUCAAGGAGGGCAUCCCAGCUCUGGAAAACUACCUGGACAAAUUGUAA
Messenger RNA from Nerophis lumbriciformis (worm pipefish), 2619 nucleotides. The record is from RefSeq and is a predicted model, not a curated record. Lineage: Eukaryota; Metazoa; Chordata; Actinopteri; Syngnathiformes; Syngnathidae.